Messenger RNA from Carica papaya (papaya), 968 nucleotides. RefSeq names its product chloroplast thylakoid lumen protein. Lineage: Eukaryota; Viridiplantae; Streptophyta; Magnoliopsida; Brassicales; Caricaceae. Gene Ontology annotation, biological process: photosystem II repair. The record is from RefSeq and is a predicted model, not a curated record.
UUUCCCGAUCACCAAAUACCAGUAAAACAAUGGCGACAACAUUUCUCUCAACCGCCAACUCCUUCCUCUCCUCCUUUACUCUUUCUUCUUCUUCUUCUUCUUCACCAUCUUCUUCUCCUACUUCAUUAUCAUCCUCCCCGACAUUGCUUUCUCCACAAAAGCCCACUCCCAAGAAGCUCUUAUCUAUCUGCUACCCCUACACCGACUCACCACCCCUUUCCCCGUUUUGUACCAAAAGAAGCUUAUCAAUCAGCUUCAUUGCCACUUUUCUCUUCUCCCUUCCUGGCAAAGAAUGUUUCCACACUGCCAGUGCAGCCAUUUUAGAGGCUGAUGAUGAUGAAGAGCUUCUGGAGAAGGUCAAGAGGGAUAGAAAGAAGCGGAUUGAAAGACAAGGAGUUAUUAAUUCAUCUAAUCAGGAAAAAGGAUAUCUGCAGGAUCUAGUGUACAAGUUAAGCAAAAUAGGUCAAGCCAUUGAAAACGAUGAUCUUUCUACAGCCAGUUCAGUCCUUGGAGGGAGCACUGGUACAGAUUGGGUCAAGAAAGCAAAUGUAGCCUUCACUAAGUUGAGCUCCAGUCCUGAAGAGAAGACUGAAGUGGAAACAUUCAAUUCUUCACUGGCUUCAUUGAUCUCAUCAGUGUCUCAAAACGACAUUGAAUCCUCCAAAGUUCAUUUUGUGUCAUCGGCCAGUGCAUUUGAGAAGUGGACAACCUUGACAGGGCUGGUAGAACAGCUGAAGGGCCUUUAAAAGGACAAAAGAAAAAAAAUAAAAAGAACAUUUGGUGGUUUACCAUUCACAUUCUUUUAGCAUUGGGAGGGAAAUUUUACAGUUUUCGUUUUCUUUAGCUUUCUUCCAUUUUCCCAGGAGUCACUCAUAUUCAAGACUGACAAGCUGUUCUUUAGUUGUAACACCUUGCUCAAAUAGUUUUGAGCUUCGAAGGUUUAUAAAAGUUUCCUAAUCUUUUUCUCA